AUGGGUCGAUGGAGACGCAAAAAUAGAUUUAAGGCAAAGCCCAAAGGCGACAGUGCCACUGGUUUUAAUACGAGCUGGAGCUGGAAAGAACGAGGAGACUUAAUCCGCUAUCUCAAAACAUAUCGUCAACACGCCGAACGCGUUUCCGAUGGAACGUACGAUGCCGAAAGCUUAUCGAUGAAAAAAUCCUUUGUUCGAACUAUCGGGGUAGUAGAAAUGCCGGUACUUGAUCAGCGAAACGUGUCAGCUCCCUAUUUGGCCUUGCCAAGGACGCUAUCCUCAAAGCAGCGGUUGGCUGUCCACGAGAGUUGCGUGGAAGCCAAUCUGUAUCACGUCAGCGUCGGAGAGAAUCGAGACGACCGAUACUUGGUUAUCUCCAUAUACGCCGACGGCUUUGAUCAUUUGCCAAACAUAGAGAAACCGUUGAAAUUUUCGGUUCAUCGCUAUAAGCCAUGGUAUUGUCGAAGUAUGACCUUGGAUAUGGGAGUAGAAUCAACAGUAUCGGAUGUUCAGCAGGAAAUGGCUGUACAAGCACGGGCAGAGCAGCUGGCUCGCCAGUCUAUUCAGAAGCUAAUUGACCAACCUGGAUGCUGUUUGCGCGAUGGCAUCGAUUCGAUGGAUUUCAGAAUCUGGGCGAACAAAGAUCUCUCAGGGGUCGAACCCCCUGCUGUAUGGGACUCUAGCAUGCGAAAGAGCGAAUGGACUCUGGUCGACACACCUUCGAAAAUGAGAGCCUGCAUAAGUGAACUUUCGCAAUCUCCUCCCUUGGCACUUGCUUUUGAUGUUGAGUCAUACAACAAAUCGAAAUACACUCAGCUGACUUGCUUGCUGCAGCUUUCGACCGAUCAUGGUAUGGCGUACGUUAUUGACCCUCUCGCACCUGGUGUUUUUGAAGAAGUCGGGGGACUGGCACCGAUAUUUGCGGAUCCGGACAUUGUCAAGGUUGGACAUUCCAUUGGUGGACUUGAUGUACGGUCUCUCCAUCGCGAUUUCGGAAUCUUUGUCAUCAAUGCUUUCGACACUUACGAAGCCGCGAAAGUCUUGUGUCUAGAAUCGCAUGGGCUCGCUGCAGUUUGCGAACACUACGGCAUGAAAUAUACGGAUCUUUACAAAAGUUUGAAAAACGAAUAUCAGACCUGCGAUUGGAGAGCUCGUCCGCUGACAGGGCCAAUGAUACAGUACGGUAGAUUUGACGUCCACUUUUUGAUUGAGCUGCGAAUGCUUAUGAUUCGUGAUUUGACGAAGACCUACCUGUUUGAAAUAAAGCCGGCGGAGGAAUUACAUGAAUCUCGCAUGGUUGCUGAUACCCUAGCAGCAAUCAAUUCUAUGGCAAUCGUAAAAAUGGAAGAGCAAGGUAUCGGUCCGCCAAGUUCCAAUGCAGCAGAGUCGACUUGUCAUGGUCUUGCCAGUGACGAUUUCAUAGAACCUUUAAACCUAGAAUCGGACCGCAAGAAUGAUAAUUGGUUGGUCGAGGGCAACCACUUUCAGCCGCAAGUUGAUGACGAAACCUCAUUCCCACCUACAUGGAGUAAUCGACCAAGGACAGCUAGCACCGAGAGCAGUAGCUCAAGUGAUGAAAGAAAGUCAUCACUUAGUGAAAUCUCGAACGCGAGCGCCGCUGUACUUCGCUUGCAAGCCUCUCUGAUGAAAGUGCUUUCAUGGAGCCAACUUAGAUGCAAGGAUCUAUGGUCUGAUCGGAAGGAACCUUUUUUGAAACAGAAAGAUUUUCUGUCGCUCCUCCAGCGCGCGCGGCGAAAUGAGGUGCACUUUGGAGAUUCUCAGAUUGCACUGUAUGAAGAACUGGUAGCCUGGCGUGACCGUGUCGCAACGCGUUUAGAAUGCUUAUCUGGGUUUGUCGCCCCUUUGGAGCUACUAGUCGUUAUUUCGUGGCAACGACCGACGUGCGAAGAAAGUUUGCGCCGCAUUACUUACUACUUGCCGGAUGUUUUGGCGGAGCAUGCUGGGCUUGUCCAGGAGAUGCUCUUCUCCGUUCGACGAUCACUCCAGGGCGACGGAUUCGACCCGGAGGCUAGUAAAGUUUAUUGGUAUGCUGGGCAAAACAAGCCGCCAUCUCGGAUUUCAAAGGUGGAGCUUUCACCU
Messenger RNA from Phaeodactylum tricornutum CCAP 1055/1, 2100 nucleotides. RefSeq lists its product with no specific name. Gene Ontology annotation, molecular function: 3'-5'-RNA exonuclease activity; nucleic acid binding; nucleotide binding. The record is from RefSeq and is a predicted model, not a curated record. Gene Ontology annotation, cellular component: nucleolus; nuclear exosome (RNase complex). The annotation marks the transcript as partial. The transcript is spliced from 2 exons. Lineage: Eukaryota; Bacillariophyta; Bacillariophyceae; Surirellales; Neidiaceae. Gene Ontology annotation, biological process: nuclear polyadenylation-dependent antisense transcript catabolic process; nuclear polyadenylation-dependent snRNA catabolic process; nuclear polyadenylation-dependent rRNA catabolic process.